Messenger RNA from Teleopsis dalmanni, 6900 nucleotides. Its product is annotated as putative glutamate synthase [NADPH]. The transcript has 18 exons. NCBI's taxonomy places the organism in Eukaryota, Metazoa, Arthropoda, Insecta, Diptera, Diopsidae. Gene Ontology annotation, molecular function: iron ion binding; flavin adenine dinucleotide binding; iron-sulfur cluster binding. Bases 436 to 6891 code for a protein of 2151 amino acids. The record is from RefSeq and is a predicted model, not a curated record.
UCCAGUUUCAUUCGGUCUUUCAAAAGAGUAAGAGCGUCUAGCUACUCCAGUGAAGUCAAAGUUUCGUAAAACGCAAAAAAUCUAAGAAUUUGUCUUCAUCAUUUAUAUUGUAUUAAAACGAUUAAAUAUCAAAUAAAUUGCAAGUUUAAACAUUUUGACGUGAAACGCGACUGAUUGACAAUAUAAAAAAUAUUUAAAAUAUUAAAAUAACUUGACCCACAUAUUAAUUUGUUUUAAACGAAUUUAGUGCAUUUAUUAGCGCAAUUAACAUAAUAAUUUGUGUUUAAGUGUCAAAAAUUUUAUAUUUGUCAAUUUUUUUAAGUGUUUGUAGUAUUAAAAAUUUCCAGCUAUAAAGAAUUAUACAUAUACAUAAAAUAUUGUGUUUUACAUAAACUUAAGAGAAAAAUUUUUCAAAGACGUUAAGUAAUUCAUAUAAUGGCCCCAAUAACCAUUGACAAUAUCGAAUCAGAAUGUGAAUUUGUUGCUAAUUCCAACAAUAACGCCAGCAAUUUUAGUGAAAACGGUGAUUUUAUUGAAGAAGUGAACGACAUUGUCGUUGAGAACGAGGACUCCAUAAAUGGUAUUGAGUUCAAUCAAGCUAUAGGUAACAGUCAGCAGCAACAAUUGCAACAGACCAAGGACGAAAAGCAGCAAUUUCUUGAAAAUGAUGCCGGUACAACAGCUGAGAAGUGUCAGAACCAGAAACUCUUCAAUAACCACAAGCAAAUGCCAUGGGAAGGACCUAAGGCUCAAGGACUUUAUGAUCCGCAAAAUGAGCAUGAAGCUUGCGGUGUCGGGUUCAUUGUUGCCGUCGAUGGCAAACGGUCUCACAAGAUUCUUCGUGAUGCCCAGACCUUGUCAGAACGGAUGAAUCACCGUGGUGCAUGCGCCUGCGAUAAUGACACCGGCGAUGGCGCUGGUGUACUGGCUUCUAUACCUCAUGGACUCUAUGCAAAAGCUCUGGCUUCGCAAGGUGUGUCGUUGCCCAAUCUUGGUGAUUAUGCUACUGGAAUUUUUUAUUUGGAUGAGCAAACACAUGCUCAAGCAGAAACUGAAUUCAAUGCAUUGGCAAAGAGUCUUGGUAUGGAUAUUAUUGCAUGGCGCACUGUUCCGACAAACGUGGAUGCUAUUGGUAGAGUAGCUCGCAAAUCUGAACCGCUCUCUCGGCAAGUUUUUGUUAAACGCCCUACUCACAUGGAUGAGAAAAGUUUCGAACGUCAAGUCUUUGUGCUGCGAAAACGUGCGAGUCAUGAACUAACGCAAGAAGAACGUCGCUUUUAUAUAUGUUCCUUGUCGUCAAAGACUAUGGUAUACAAAGGCCUUUUUACUUCUGAUCAACUAUGGGAUUACUAUACAGAUCUAAAAAAUCCUGAUUUUGACACUUAUUUAGCACUGGUACACACACGGUUCUCUACUAACACUUUUCCCUCUUGGGAACGUGCUCAUCCUCUCCGUGUGCUGGCACAUAAUGGUGAAAUAAACACCCUACGUGGAAAUGUAAAUCUAAUGAAAGCACGUGAAGGUGUUAUGGAAAGUGAGAUUUUUGGUACACAGUUGAAAAAGUUGUAUCCGGUUGUUGAGCCUAACCUUUCUGAUUCUGGUUCGUUUGAUUGCGUUUUGGAAUUCUUAACAAUGGCAAGUGAGCGUUCAUUGCCUGAAUCAGUAAUGACAAUGGUACCAGAAGCUUGGCAAAAUGAUAAAACUAUGACACAGGAGAAACGUGACUUUUAUCAUUGGGCUGCGUGUGUCAUGGAACCGUGGGAUGGUCCAGCUUUGAUUUCAUUUACUGACGGUCGUUACAUUGGUGCAGUACUUGAUAGAAAUGGUCUACGUCCAUCACGUUUCUAUGUAACAAAUGACAAUGUUUUAGUAAUGGCAUCUGAAGUUGGAGUCUAUGAUAUUGAUCCAUCAAAAGUUAUACUAAAAAGUCGGUUGAAGCCUGGACGUAUGCUUUUAGUUGAUACUCAAGAAAAAAAAUUUAUACAAGACAUUGAACUUAAGUCUUUCAUAGCCAGAUCACGUCCACAUUCGGAAUGGUUACAACAACAGAUGAUAACUCUCGAUGAAAUACGAAACGCCAAUGUCUUAAAUUCAAAAGCCGCAAAUGAUAUCGCUGAUACCAUGAAAGAUCCUUCAAAAUCUGGUAUUUUUGAUUCUCGCUUAUCGUUAUUUGGAUAUACGACAGAAACAGUUAACAUGCUAUUGGUUCCAAUGUUUAAAAAUAAAAAAGAAGCAUUAGGUUCUAUGGGUAAUGAUGCGCCUUUAGCAUGUCUUUCAACAUUCCAACCUAUACCGUAUGAAUAUUUUAAACAACUUUUUGCUCAAGUAACAAAUCCUCCUAUCGAUCCAUUCCGUGAGAAAGUUGUCAUGUCCAUGCAAUGUCCAAUCGGACCUGAAGCCAAUUUGUUGAAACCUUCUGCAAAGCAAGUUCAUCGCAUUUGGCUAACAAAUCCGAUACUGAGCAUUCCAGACACAAAUCUCUUAAAACGUAAUACUCACCGUGGUUGGAAAACUAAAGUUUUGGAUAUUACAUUCCAGUUCACAGAGGGUGUUAGGGGUUAUAUUGAUUGCAUUGAAAGAAUAUGCCGUGAAGGCGCUUCAGCUGCCCAAACAGGAUAUCAACUGUUGAUCAUAUCGGAUCGAAAUAUUGGCUCAGGCAGAGCACCGGUAUCUGCUUUGUUGGCUUUAGGCGCUUUACAUCACCAUUUAAUUGAAACUUUACAUCGUAUGAAAGUUGGAAUUAUUGUUGAAACUGCUGAAGCACGUGAAGUUCAUCAUGUUUGUGUUCUGCUUGGCUACGGUGCAGAUGCAAUAUGUCCCUAUUUAGCAUUUGAAUUGGCACAAUCUUUGCGUAAUGAUGGUGUUAUUAGUCCUGAUGUAAGCGAUAAGCAAAUCUACUCUGCAUACGCUCAAGCUAUUGACACUGGUAUAGCCAAAGUUAUGGCUAAAAUGGGUAUAAGCACUUUGCAAUCAUACAAAAGUGCUCAAAUUUUUGAAGCUGUUGGUUUGGGUACAGAACUUAUCAACAAAUGCUUCCGAGGUACUCAAAGCCGCAUUGGAGGAGUAACUCUAGAAAUUCUAGCUAAAGAAAGUCUCGAACGGUAUGAAAUGACAUAUUGCAAAGUUUCACCUGAUACUCGUAUUUUACGUAAUCCUGGUCAAUACCAUUGGCGUCACGGUGGAGAGGCGCAUAUAAAUGAACCUUCUUCAAUUGCUAGUCUCCAAGAGGCUGCUGUAAAUAAAAAUAGAAAUGCUUAUAAUGCUUUCAAGAUAUCAACGUUAGACAGUGUCAAAAAGUGUACUUUACGUGGUCAAUUGGAGUUUGUAACAAACCGUGAAAAAAUUGAUAUAUCCGAAGUUGAACCAGCAGGUGAAAUUGUAAAAAGAUUUGCGACAGGAGCAAUGAGCUUUGGUAGUAUUUCCUUGGAAGCGCAUCAAACUCUAUCAAUUACUAUGAAUCGUAUCGGUGGUAAAAGUAACACUGGAGAAGGUGGCGAAGACUCAGAUCGUUAUUUAAAUCAAGAUCCGAACAAUAGCCGUCGUUCUGCAAUUAAACAAGUUGCUUCAGGACGUUUUGGUGUAACAGCUUCUUACUUAGCUAACGCCGACGAUUUACAAAUUAAAAUGGCUCAAGGAGCCAAACCCGGCGAAGGUGGCGAACUUCCUGGUUACAAAGUUACUAAGGACAUUGCUAAAACUCGACACUCUGUUCCUGGAGUAGGAUUAAUAUCACCACCGCCACAUCAUGAUAUUUACUCUAUUGAAGAUUUAGCUGAACUAAUAUAUGAUUUGAAAUGCUCAAAUCCCAAUGCAAGAAUAAGUGUCAAACUCGUCUCUGAGGUCGGAGUUGGAGUUGUUGCAUCGGGUGUGGCAAAGGGAAAAGCCGAACAUAUUGUUAUCUCUGGCCAUGACGGUGGUACUGGUGCUAGUUCUUGGACUGGCAUCAAAAAUGCUGGACUACCGUGGGAGUUGGGUAUUGCAGAAACCCAUCAAGUACUUGUUUUAAAUAAUUUACGCUCAAGAGUAAUUGUACAAGCUGAUGGUCAGUUGCGCACUGGAUUUGACGUUGUAGUUGCUGCCUUAUUGGGUGCUGACGAAUUUGGUUUCAGUACUGCUCCAUUAAUAGUGAUGGGCUGCACAAUGAUGAGAAAAUGUCAUUUAAAUACUUGCCCUGUUGGUAUUGCCACACAAGAUCCGAUUUUACGCAAGAAGUUCACCGGAAAACCUGAACACGUUAUUAACUUCUUCUUUAUGUUGGCGGAAGAUAUUCGUCAAAUAAUGGCUGAUUUGGGUAUAAGAAAAUUUCAAGAUUUAAUUGGUCGUACCGAUCUUCUGCGAGUAUCUGAAAAGCGUUUAAAUAAAGCUCGUACAUUAGACUUGUCUUUACUUUUGCAAAAUGCAUUAGACCUACGACCAGGAACUAAUAUCAUUGGAGGUUCGAUUCCACAGGACUUCCAACUGGAAAAACGUGCAGACAACGCACUUAUAACAAAAGCACAAAGCAUAUUUAAUGGAUCAGUGGAUAAUGUUACUUUGAAAAUGCGUAUACACAACGAAGAACGGGCUUUUGGUUCUACGCUGAGUUACCAUAUAGCUUGCAAAUACGGUGAAGCAGGUCUGCCAGAAGGCAAGAAUAUAGACAUAUUUUUAGAAGGGUCUGCUGGUCAGAGUUUCUGCGCAUUUUUGGCUAAAGGUGUAAAUGUUACACUUAAAGGCGAUGCAAAUGAUUAUGUUGGGAAAGGUUUAUGUGGAGGUAAUAUCGUUAUAACACCACCAGAUUCAUCGCCAUUUGAAUCUCAUUUGAAUGUUAUUGUUGGUAAUGUCUGUUUAUACGGUGCUACUGAGGGUACUGCUUAUUUCCGUGGUAUUGCGGCAGAACGUUUUUGUGUACGGAACUCUGGUGUCACAGCAGUUGUUGAAGGUGUUGGAGAUCAUGGAUGUGAAUAUAUGACUGGAGGAUUAGUAGUUAUUCUUGGCCUAACUGGUCGAAAUUUUGCUGCCGGUAUGUCAGGUGGUAUUGCCUAUGUUUAUGAUAUUGACGGGUCAUUCAAGCCUAAAGUUAAUCCAGAAUCAGUCGAACUAUUAACAUUAGAACUAAAAAAAGACGAAACAGUUAUAAAAGAACUGCUAGGAGAUUUCAUUCAGAAAACAAAUUCGAAAAUUGCUAAGGAAAUUCUGGAAAAAUGGGCUGAAUCAAAAACUAAGUUCGUUAAGGUUUUCCCAUAUGAAUACCAAAAAGCUCUUAAGGAGCUAGAAGCCGAAUCUUUGAAGGAAGAAAAUAAAAAUGAAUUAAUAACAAUUGAAAAUGGAAAAUCUAAUAAUGAACCCAAUAUUAAGGAUAUAGAAGAAGCUAUACACGAUAUAGCCCUAGAACAAAAAAGAGCGGAUCGCAUAUUAGAUAAGACACGCGGAUUUGUUAAAUAUAAACGUGAAACAUCAAUUUAUCGUGAUGCUGGAGAUCGUCAAAAAGAUUGGGACGAAGUUUAUAAUUUUCCACAUGUGCGUAAAACUCUUAAAGUACAAGCUGCACGAUGUAUGGAAUGUGGAGUACCAUUUUGUCAAUCAAACGCACAUGGUUGUCCUCUUGGUAAUAUUAUUCCAAAAUGGAAUGACCUCAUAUUUCACGGCGAAUGGAAAGAAGCAUUACGUCAAUUACUGCAAACUAACAAUUUUCCAGAAUUUACUGGUCGUGUUUGUCCAGCUCCGUGUGAAGGUUCUUGUGUUCUGGGUAUAUCUGAGCCACCUGUCACAAUAAAAAAUAUCGAAUGUGCAAUCAUCGAUCAUGCAUUUGAACAAGGUUGGAUUAAACCUGAAAUUCCUGAGGUGCGUUCUGGAAAACGUGUUGCUGUUAUUGGCUCAGGUCCUUCUGGCUUAGCAGCUGCACAACAAUUGAAUCGUGCUGGUCACUUUGUAACAGUUUUUGAACGUAACGAUCGUGUUGGAGGCUUAUUACAAUACGGUAUACCAACUAUGAAAUUAUCUAAAAAUGUUGUUAAACGUCGCAUUGAUUUAAUGGCUGAUGAAGGUAUUGAAUUUCGUACCAGUGUACAUGUAGGUAAAGAUGUGAAAGCCGAAUUAUUGCUUAAUGAAUAUGAUGCUUUAUUAAUCACAACUGGUGCAACUUGGCCACGAGACUUACCAUUGGCAAAUCGCGACCUUAAGGGCAUUCAUUUUGCUAUGGAGUUUCUUGAAGCUCAACAAAAGAAACAACUUGGUGGCAGGAAGGAUAUUAUUUCUGCUGAAGGGAAGCACGUAAUAAUUAUUGGUGGAGGUGAUACCGGCUGUGAUUGCAUUGCUACUUCAUUACGUCAGGGUGCCAAAAGUAUCACGACUUUUGAAAUUCUACCAGAACCACCAGCGAAACGAGCUAAUGAUAACCCAUGGCCUCAGUGGCCAAAGGUAUUCAGAAUCGAUUAUGGUCACGAAGAAGUGCGUGUUAAAUUUGGCAAGGAUCCACGUCAAUAUUGUACAACAGUAAAAGAAUUUGUUGGCAAAAAUGGGCAGAUCAAUGCUGUAAAAACUGUUGAAGUAGCUUGGGAAACAGGUGCAAAUGGGCAAUGGAUUAUGAAGCAAGUAGACGGCACUGAACGCUACUUUGAAGCUGAUUUAAUAUUACUUGCUAUGGGUUUCUUAGGACCUGAAAAGACAGUCCCGAAUGAAUUAGGCCUAGAACUAGAUCCACGUGGUAAUAUAAAAUCCUGCAAUGGCAGUUAUGGCACAUCCAAUCCUAAAGUUUUUGCAGCUGGUGAUUGCCGGAGGGGUCAAUCUUUAGUCGUUUGGGCUAUAAGCGAAGGACGUCAGGCAGCUCGUCAAGUUGACACAUAUUUGUUAGGCCGACCAAGUACUCUUCCUGGUCCUGGUGGUGUUAUUGAUUCAACAAAUAAAAACUAAGACUUUCAA